Biomphalaria glabrata is the source of this 2044-nucleotide messenger RNA. RefSeq lists its product as uncharacterized. Gene Ontology annotation, biological process: peptidyl-arginine methylation. Lineage: Eukaryota; Metazoa; Mollusca; Gastropoda; Planorbidae. Gene Ontology annotation, molecular function: protein-arginine N-methyltransferase activity. Gene Ontology annotation, cellular component: nucleus. The record is from RefSeq and is a predicted model, not a curated record. Bases 197 to 1669 code for a protein of 490 amino acids. The transcript has 4 exons.
CACAUGGCUUGCAAAGACAACUCGUUAUCUAAAAAUCUAGAUCUAAUACUAUCAUCUAGAGUCACUAGAUUAUAGACCUCUACUAGAUCUAAUCUAUAGUUUAUUUAUUAAGUAAUUUAUAUUCUUACUUUAGAUCUAGAAUCUAGAUUUUGUUUAAAAGUUUAAUUUAAAGACAGGUAAUUGAGCCUGAGUAACCAUGGCAGACGCUAGUCCAGACUCAUACUUCAAUAGCUAUGCUGAUCUUGGAGUACAUGCACUGAUGAUUAAAGACUGGCCUCGCACUGCUACUUACAGAAAUUUCUUUGAAAACAACAGAGAUUUUGUGAAAGGCAAAGUGGUUUUGGAUGUAGGUGCUGGAACUGGCAUAUUGUCCCUCUUUGCUGCAACUGCUGGUGCUAGAAAAGUAUAUGCUGUAGAAGCCAGCAGUGUGGCCUGUCUGUGUCAGGAAAUAGUGGAGGAGAAUCACCUAGAAAACAUAAUUGAAGUGAUCCAUGGUGCAGUGGAAGACAUUUCUCUACCAGAAAAGGUGGACAUUAUUGUAUCAGAGUGGAUGGGCUUUUACCUGCUUCAUGAGUCUAUGCUUGACUCUGUCAUCAUUGCUCGAGAUAAAUUUCUAGCCCAAGAUGGAGUUAUGGCCCCUUCUCAUGCCACCUUAUACCUGGCUCCUGUGGACAUGUCUGACCAUUUCCAAGAAAGGGCAGAAGAAUGGAGCAACAUCUUUGGCUAUGAUCUCUCCCCCUUGGCCUCUCAGCUUAACAUAGCAGAUGUGUCGAAGCCUCUAAUCAAGUGCAUUAAAUCUGAGUCUGUGAAGGCUGAGUCUCAGACUGUGUUCACUCUGGAUUUAAAGAGAGUGACAGUUGACGAUGUCAGAAGUUUCACCUCUUCGCUCCUGUUUUCUGUGAAGCAGGACUCUAAAAUAUUUGGUUUCGCUGCUUGGUUUGAUGUAUACUUUUAUAUUGAGGGUAACAAAUGUAAGGAAAUGACAUCCACAGCCAUGAAUAGAGAAAGCUUAGAGAAAAAUACAGGAGACAGCAACACUGACAAUUUGAGCCCAUCAUCCAAAAAUAAUAAACUCACAGAGAAACCAUCAACUAGCAAAGAUUCUCCCACUGUGAAUAAUAAUUCAAAAACAUUUCAAGAGCUUCUACAGUUAAAUCCUGCUCAGAUUCUAUCCUUGAAGACUGGCCCCCAAGAUCCUCCUACGCACUGGAAACAGACUAUUAUUAUUCUUCCACAAGCAAUCCUGGUAGAAGGUGGCACUGAGGUCUAUUGCCGGUUAAGUAUGGCUCAAAGUCCAGAAAACAAACGUCAUUAUAACAUUACUCUUAAACUUGAUGAUGACAGUAAUGAAGAAGACAGUUGUGAAGAAUUUGAAGAUUCAUCUUACUGCGCUAAUACUUUUGAUUUUGAAGAGCCUACUGACCAUCCAGUGCCUUGUUGUUGUGGGUCUGACCGAUGUGUUCUGAUUUCCACCCUAAUAAAGAAAAUGGAUGACGAAGAGAAACUCAUGCAAGAUGAGGUUGAUAGUAUUCAGCAAGAAGUACAGGUUGAAACACACCAACAGCUAAAUGCAGAGAUUACAAAAGACUGGCAGCUAGACUCAAGUAAAUCUUCACAAUCAUUGGAGGAUGAUAGCAACUUGAUUGAGGAUGGUCUUCCACCUAGUUGAUGUAUUAGAGUUAAUUUCAUAUUUUGUUAUUGUUUUUAUUAUACAUAAGAAAAAAUAGCACUAGGGCAAAUUUAAUUAGCAAAACUGUGUUAGUUUGGACGAAAAAGUUUACUUCCAGCUGUCAGCAGCAGAUAAAUGUUGCCCACAAAUGUAUGUUCUUCCAAUUUCUUUGGCUGUUUUUUUCAUAGUAAUUAGUGCUUUCAAUGUGCUACUUUUAACUUAAACUUUUGGGAAAAAAAAAGUAAGCAUUACCUUAAAUAUCACUACUGUAUUUACAUAUAUGCAAAUUAAUUUUUAUUUGUAUGUUACAAAAAUUGUUUGUUUCUUUUGUUUAUAUAAAAAAAAAAAAGUUGAAUAAAAUUAAGAAUAUCAUCA